Messenger RNA from Salpingoeca rosetta, 1894 nucleotides. RefSeq lists its product as uncharacterized. The record is from RefSeq and is a predicted model, not a curated record. NCBI's taxonomy places the organism in Eukaryota, Choanoflagellata, Craspedida, Salpingoecidae. Gene Ontology annotation, cellular component: cytoplasm. The transcript is spliced from 17 exons. Gene Ontology annotation, biological process: mitochondrion distribution. Bases 163 to 1827 code for a protein of 554 amino acids.
CUACCAAUCGCCAAGACUUGCCACAAGAAGCUGCACACUCCUCCAAUCCCAUCAUCACCAUCAGCCAUCCCUUUCAGCAGCAUUUGCAUCGCUUCCCUCGCUCGUCGGUUGACGCGUUUGCUUUCUUUUCUCAAGCCACCUUGUUAACGCACAACAGCUGCCAUGCCUGCCGGGGGCGGAGGCGAGGUCAUCACGCUGCAGUUUGGCAACUAUGCCAACCACGUUGGUGCACAUUUCUGGAACUUGCAGGAUGCCAUGAUCGAUUACACGGGCCAAGAGCCAGAAUCGGAGGACCCCAUCAGCCACGAUGUGCUCUUUCGGUGCGGCGAGACACCAUCUGGAGCGCCGACAUACACACCGCGGCUGCUCUUGUAUGAUCUGCGAGACAGCACCAGCGCAUUGAGCCAGGAGGGCGUUUUGUACGGUGACGCUUCCCAGCAGGCUCAAGUCGCGUCGUGGGACCCGGAGCGCGUGGAACGCCUGAUGCAGCCGCUCGAUGAACCGAGUCCAUACCACCAACACCUGGAGCAACUGCAAACACAACAGGCGGGGGAUCGAGGGCACUCCAAGUCUGAGUUUGUGGUUGAGACGGAGCACGUGCGGUCAUGGUCAGAUUACCUCCGCCCACUCCUCCACCCCCGCACCGUCAACUUGGUGCCAACGCACUGCCACGAGGACCCCGCCGUCGCCUUUGAUGCGUUUUGGCUCGCGCGACCGCUGCUGCAGCCGACAGCACAAUUUAUGGAGACGUUUGAGGACCGUGUGCGUGCGUAUAUGGAAGAGUGCGACACGCCGUAUGGAUUCCAAAUUGUCGCAGACGCAGACACCGCGUUUGCCGGCAUUGCUGCCGGCGCAAUACAACACCUACGUGACGAGUACGGGCGCAAAGGGAUCAUGUGCUAUGCGGCGCACUCGCCCGGGCAUUCGCUCGGGUACGACGCCGCCACCGCGCACCCGGAGCUGGACGAGGAGCACCAGGCAGCAAAGACGGCAGCACACGCCCAGCACAGGCUGCGGUCCGCAGCAUACCUCAUGUAUGAGUGUAUGCAGUACGGCGCGACAUACAUUCCGCUCAGCACACACGACGCGUGGCGAGAUGGGUCCCCUCGCGCGUUUCUGCGCCUUGACGUCGACUACAGCAGCCGCUACCACACCAGCGCCAUCAUGGCCGCUGCCAUCGACACAGCCACCCUCCCCUACAGACUGCACUCCAGCGACGUGUCGUUCGCCCAUCUCAUGUCCGCCCUCCAGGGGCCCGCAUCCAUGGCCGGCAUGACGACUGUGCUGCCAUUUGAGAUGGACGACUACUACCUCAGCGACAUGUUUUCGCGGCUGGAGGCUGGCCAGGACCUGCGUGUUGUGCCGCUGACGCCUUCGUUUGCGCCCGACCUCACCCCGGCCAUCACCGCCUGCUCCCUUCGCGGCAUCAACGCGACCAAAGUCAAGCCGCCCAUCGCCGUCCUCAGGCAGCGCGGCACCAUGUCGGCAUACGAUAGGUGCGACUCGCCGAACGAGAUGCUGCAGCGGUUCCUUGGCAGCGGCCGCCGCGCCCGGCAGUUUAUGGCGCGUGUCGUGUCACACGGGCUGCCUGUUGGCUCGCCCUUCCCCGACUGGUUCCACCACGGCGGGCGUGCUGGUCGCAGCGUCACCGUCUCCACCAUGGCCUCACUGGAGACGGGCCCCGCCGUGCACGCCUCUGCCGCCGCCCUCGCAUCCACUUUCCUUGCCAUGCGGCACCGGCCGUAUCUGGGGCCGUCGUGGGAGCGGGAGGAGUUUGAUGAGAUGCGGCAAGUGUUGAGCGACCGACUGCUGGACGAGGAACAGUAGGACUGACAUCCACGCUUCAUGUCACAAUCCAUUGUUAAUGUAAUGUAAUACAUUCAAAAAAAUGCCA